UUUAGAUGUAAUUUUUAGUUGAAAAGAAUUGUUAACCAGUGUUCUACUCUUUAAGUAAAUUGCUAUGCUAAUUUGAGUCUGGUUGACCGUGUCUUGCGAGGUCGCCAUUGACGAAGCAUGGCUGCUUCCAUGAAGCUGUGCUAUUAUUACGGUUAUUUUCAUUGUGGGAUGACAUAAAAUACGCCAAUCACCAUUGCUAUCACCACCACUGUCACCAUUGCUAUCACCACCACUGUCACCAUUGCUAUCACCACCACUGUCACCACUACUAUCACCGCAGUUGUAACAACCUUAUUACUUUAUGAUGAUAGAAAUAAAAUGGUGCAAUGCCGUUCAUUGUUAAACCUUUUGCUGUAUUUAUCAGGGCUUGCCACGAGACGCGAGCAGUUGCUCGCGCUCGCGCUGUGCUCGCGUAAAUCUACAUUUACGCGAGCGGUUCGUUGCUCGCGCAAAAUUUUAAGAAAACCCUGUAAAAAUAAUCAAAAUAUUGACAAGUUUAUUGCCGAAACUAAACCAACAAUGUCAAUAACUUCAUAAAUUCGUCUGUCAAACUGAGAUUCACCCAGCUGCACGCGGCAUUUCCUCCUUAAAUUUGAUUGGCUAAAAAGUUACUCAGCACUCUUGUUACUAAAAAUACACUUUAGACCUGAACGUUAUGACUGGUUUUCCUACGAACACCAGUAACGAACGCGUGAUAAUCGAGUCUAAAGUAAAGAAUGUUUACAUCCGGCAUUAGGCAUUCACGCUAAAUGAACACGUUUCAAACUAAUAUUUACCGGUAUUUCCUAUUUUAUCAGAACUUCGGUUUUUAUUCCAUUGUGCAGUCGUAUAAUUUUCAAUCUAAGCGUAAUAAUGGCCAAAGGCAACCUGAUUGCCCUAUCCACAUUUAUUUCGUGGGGUGAAGAAAUCCAUACGGAAAUUGGUUUUAAUAAAGAAGAGUACGUAUGACUGUCAAAAACAGAAAGCGAUGGUCACACAUGUUUACUGCAAACUUUGUGCCAGGAAUAGCAAUUUUCUUAUGAUUUUAAAUUGAAACAAUGUUACAAAAUGUGUGCUCACGCAAACAACAUUUUGCGUGAGCAAUUUUUAUUGCUCGCCUUGCUCGCCCAAACCUAAAUUUGCGUGAGCAGUCAUCUGCUCGCCAUCAAUUUAUUCGUGGCCAGCCCUGAUUUAUCAUUGGCGUAUUCGUUAUUCAACAUGGAAGUUGAAACUGGAAACCAGUACUGGAAACCAGUACAGUGGAAGUACGUCUGUAUUAUUAAAAGAAGAUAUUGGUAAUGCUAAAGCCAAACUGAACUCAGUGUUUAAAUGUUUGAAGGACAUAACUGAAAAUGCCAGGCUGAUGGUGGUUAAUAAUGAGGAAAUUGUUGCAGUAAGGAAACAAUAUUGCGACUGGAUGUGUUUGUAUGAAGAUUAUAUGAACACUCAUGAAUACUAUUGUUCUUUUUUGUCUGUAGACGAAAGAGCUACCUAUUAUGAUGAAUAUUAUGAUGAGCGCAAGAUAUACUUCGCUAACUUUAAAUCUUCAAUUCAAGAAUGGUUUAUGAAGGCUGAAGAUGUUACGUCAAGCAAGGGAUCGAGAUCCAAUAAGUCAAAAUCAAGUUGUCAUUCAUCUCGAUACAGUGCCAUAUCGUCUUUAAAGUUUAAAGAGGACCAGAAUAAAGUUGAGUUAGCAGCACAAUUUGAGGCCUUGAAACAACAGAAAGAAAUUGAGGCUGCAAAACUAGAUUUGGAAUUUCGUGAAAAGGAACUGGCUUUAGUGACUAAAAUAAAUAUUUCGAAUGGUAAGGCCAAGUUGUUCGAUGAAUAUAAUAAGACUUGUAAUAAAUCCUCCGAAAAUAACAUUGAUGGUCGUAAGUCUUCAAAUGUCAGUGUUAGUGAUAAUCAUGUUCCAGUAUGUGAUGAUCCCUUAAAGUCUGUUAACGCUGAUGAAAAUACUACGGAAAAGCCAAACCUCAGAACUUCGACAUUGCCGCACAAUCAGAAUAUGAGUACCAGACAAGAUUUUCUCAAGAGUUCGGAAUUCUAGUACUCCAUCUAUAGGUUACAAUGAUUUAAUCAUUCCUGAGCAAGCUUCUAGGUAUAUGCCUAAUGCUACACUUAACCCUCCAGAUGCUUGCAUACCUCAUCAAAAUCAACCCGAAGGGGCCUUGAACACUAUGCUUCGUCAGAUUAGAAAACCUAGCUCCAAUAUAAAGCCAUUUAGUGGAAACGUACUUGAAUAUCAAUGUUUUAUUCGACAAUUCAAUUCAGCUGUUGUGGCGAACUGUGAGUCCAUGGAAGAAAAGUUAAACUUUCUUGAUCAGUUUACGACUGGAGAUGCAAAUAAAAUUGUCCAAAGUUAUUGUUAUUUGAACCCAGAUCAAGCUUAUCCCUUGGUGUUAGAACAAUUAGAAACUCGUUAUGGUAAUGCAGAGUUAAUAGCUAAUGCCUUUAUAGAAAAAGCACUUAAUUGGCCUAUCAUCAAAUCCGACAACCCAAAGGCCCUUGAUGAAUUUUCCAUGUUUUUGACGGAGUGUUUACAUGCGGUUCAGAGCAUUGAGGCACUUAACAUACUAAAAUAUUCAGAAAAUUUAAAGAAGACUCUUCAGAAGCUACCAUACCAUAUUCACGAUAAGUUUAGAAAUGUUGUACAGUUGACACGCGAUCAGGGAAAUAGAGUGCACUUCGAACAGCUAGUUCGUCUUGUAAAUUCGGAGGCAAGGAAAGUUAAUGAUCCCACCUUCGGUAAACAAGCCUUAUCUGUUGACCGUUCUGUAUCCGAUAACCCACCAGUACCACGUAAGCCUUUCAAACCUAGAGGCUCUUUCGCGACUCAACUAACUGAUAAUUGGGUUAAACCUAGUCCUUCGUCAGACCGUAAACCCAUUAAUCCUCCAAAGGAAUUUGAGACUGCCUUCAGCAAGCCAUGUAUAUUUUGUAAACAUCCUUCACACCCUUUCUGUACUUGUAAGCAGUUCUCAACAUUGAGCUUUGAAGAGAAAUCUGACUUUAUGAAAUCUGUAAGACUAUGUUUCAGAUGUCUGAAAUCUGGUCAUAUGUAUAAAUUUUGCAGUGUCAAGACUAAUUGUAGUAAAUGUGACGGUUCACAUCAUUCUAUUAUGCAUACAAACAGUAGUGUAAAUCCUGGUGGUGAAAUGAACUCAAAUAAGUUAAAACCUGUUGUUAUCAGCGCUCUGAUGGGUAAAGAUAUGGAGGCCGGCACCACAGAUUGCACUAUGGCGAUCAUUCCUGUUCAAGUUAAAAUGCGUGGAUGUUUCCAGUCUUUCAAAACGUAUGCCUUUCUAGACCCAGGCUCUAGUGUUUCUUUCUGCACGCUCAAUGUUAUGAAGUUGCUUGGUUGUUCAGGUAGAAGAACGAAAUUGACUAUAGAUACCAUGGGGUCGUCACACACUAUGGUAUCAUAUCUUAUUAAAGGUAUGCAGCUUGGUGACUUAACCUUAGAAACUGUGAUUGAUUUACCAGACAUUUAUACAAAGGAUAAUAUGCCAGUGUCUCAUAGAAACAUACCCACUUCGGAUGAUAUUCGUAAAUGGGCUCAUCUUAAAGGAAUUCACUUGCCCGUUCUUGAUGCAGAAAUAGGUCUUCUGAUAGGCAAUAACGUUCCAGUUGCAUACUCACCACUGGAGAUUAAAACUGAACCCCCAGGAAGCCCCCACGGUGUCAGAUCCGCACUUGGUUGGAUCAUAUGGAACUUGGUCAGAGAUUCGUCUAGAUUGAGGCCUACUGUAAAUAGGGCAGAAAUUCAAGCAGUUCAAGACUUGGAGAAUCUACGUCAAAUGGUACAACAGACUGCUUCUUUAGAUUUCCCCGAAAGAGCAAUCGAUGAUGUCAAAGAGAACUCCCAAGAUGACAACUCCUUUAUUAAGAAAGUAAAUAAAACUUUGAAGUUUGAAGAUGGACACUACACGAUUGGUCUGCCCUUUAGAAAAGAUCAAGUUUCAUUACCGAACAACAAAUCACAUGCAGAAUGUCGUCUUAACAGUUUAGUUAAUAAGAUAAAAAGAAAUCCCCUUUAUCAUCAGAAUUAUACUGAGUUUAUGGAUAAGGUCAUAACCAACGGAUAUGCAGAACAAGUACCAGAACAUCAGUUAGAUCGUAAUGAUGGUAAAGUGUGGUACAUCCCACAUCAUGGGGUCUAUCAUGCGAAAAAACCUAAUGAAAUUCGUGUAGUAUUUGACUGUGCUGAUUUGUACUCUGGUAUAUCCCUAAAUCAACAGUUACUGCAGGGACCCGAUAUGACGAACAGUUUGAUAAGUGUAUUAAUUCGCUUUCGUCAGGAAAACAUCGCUGUAAUGGGUGACAUUGAAAAAAUGUUUUAUCAGGUCCGCGUUCCUGAAUGUGAUCAGGACUUUUUGCGCUUCCUUUGGUGGCCAAAUGGUAAUUUGAAUCGUAAGCCUGUAAUUUAUAGAAUGGUCGUCCAUCUUUUUGGUGCAGUUUCGUCACCUUCAUGCGCUAAUCUAGCCUUACGCCAGACUGCAAUCGAUAACGCACAUCUAUUUGAUAAAGCUGUGGUCACAUCAAUUCUCAAGAACUUUUAUGUGGACGAUGUUUUGAAAUCUCUUAGAGAGACUGAUGAUGCUAUUAGUUUUGUUAAGGACCUUUGUAAUAUUUGUAAAAACGGUGGUUUUCGUCUCACUAAAUAAACGGGAUGUCCUGAAUUCGAUAUCCAUCAAUG
Messenger RNA from Patella vulgata (common limpet), 4678 nucleotides. RefSeq lists its product as uncharacterized. The transcript is spliced from 2 exons. The record is from RefSeq and is a predicted model, not a curated record. The coding region runs from base 2085 to 4646 and encodes 853 amino acids. NCBI's taxonomy places the organism in Eukaryota, Metazoa, Mollusca, Gastropoda, Patellidae.